AUGGCUGCGGCCAGUUUGGCCGUUCUUUGUAGAAGAGUUUCAGCUACGCUGCAGGCUUCCAGGUCAUUAAUAACUCCUCAGGCCCCUGCUAGCACAGGUUGCAGGUUUUCUGUUAGUUUGUUGCCUAAGAAUACACCAAACGUCACAUCCUUUCACCAGUGUAGAUUACUUCAUACCACAUUGUCAAGGAAAGGACUGGAAGAAUUUUUUGAUGAUCCAAAGAAUUGGGGGGAAGAAAAAGUGAAGUCUGGAGCUUCAUGGACCUGUCAGCAAUUAAGGAACAAAAGUAAUGAAGAUUUACAUAAACUUUGGUAUGUCCUACUGAAAGAAAGAAACAUGCUCCUAACUCUAGAGCAGGAGGCCAAGCGACAAAGAUUGCCAAUGCCAAGUCCAGAGAGGUUAGAAAAGGUAGUAGAGUCCAUGGAUGCCUUAGAUAAAGUUGUCCAAGAAAGAGAAGAUGCCCUAAGGCUUCUUCAGACUGGUCAAGAAAAUGCUAGACCUGGUGCUUGGAGAAGAGACAUUUUUGGAAGAAUCGUCUGGCACAGGUUCAAGCAGUGGCCUAUACCUUGGCACCUUAAUAAAAGAUACAAUAGGAAACGAUUCUUUGCAAUGCCUUAUGUGGAACGUUUUGUCAGACUGAGAAUUGAGAAACAAGCUCGUAUUGAAGCAAGGAAGAGAAGUUUAGAGAAAAAGAAAGAAAAAUUUCUUCAGAAAACGUUUCCACAUCUUUCUGAAGCCCAAAAGUCAAGUCACGUCUAAGAUGUCCGAACUCUUAAUUUACCGUUUUGUUUUUCUUGCAUAAUAGCCUGUAUACAAAAGUAAAUAUAUGUUAAGUGGUUUAUAAAGAAA
Galeopterus variegatus (Sunda flying lemur) is the source of this 849-nucleotide messenger RNA. It is a transcript of the gene MRPL47, whose product is annotated as mitochondrial ribosomal protein L47. The record is from RefSeq and is a predicted model, not a curated record. The transcript is spliced from 7 exons. Gene Ontology annotation, molecular function: structural constituent of ribosome. Gene Ontology annotation, cellular component: mitochondrial large ribosomal subunit; mitochondrial ribosome. Gene Ontology annotation, biological process: mitochondrial translation. NCBI's taxonomy places the organism in Eukaryota, Metazoa, Chordata, Mammalia, Dermoptera, Cynocephalidae. Bases 1 to 759 code for a protein of 252 amino acids.